UUCUCCUCUGUUGUUGCUUGUUCCAGCUGUUGUAGUGAGACUCUCUCCGUGUCGCUGCAACUGCAGUUUUUGUCGUGUCCGUCGGGAUAUAUCCCACACUAUCAGCUUGACUGCGCUGCACUGACCACGCACGAAUUGUGAGUACAGCACCAUGCCGCGUACAUACUGCUGCGUUGACUUCUGCGGAACAUAUUCAGGGUUGGGUAUAACUAUGCAUAGUUUUCCCCGCGACACCGUUCACUGGCAGAAGUGGACCGAGUUCGUGCGCGCCACUGGACGCUUGGAGUGGACCCCGCUGAAAAGCAGCGUUAUCUGCUCCCUUCAUUUCGAGCGUGCAUGCUAUAAAGAAAACCUGCUGGACUUAACGCAGUCCGAUUUUCCACCAAGACGACGUGCCCUCAGGCCUGGUGCUGUGCCGACUAUUUACGCCGCCUUGUGUCCUGCUCCAUUCCCCAAGCGCCCUCGACGACAGUCGUGCUCGGACACGGAGCGUGAGCCAGCUGCCCCCCAUCCCGGGUCGAUGGACCUCAACGCUGACUACGAGAUAAACGAGGCCGCAAAUGCAUCAGGUGAAGUAAUUAAGCUGGAUGCACCAUCCCAGCGCUUCGUUGAAGUUUGUUCCAAGGCCACUCAGGCGGCUCUGAAGGCUACAACAAAAUCUGCAAAGGUGCAAGCAAGCCGAACUGUCAAGGAAGUGGCAUGCCAGACUGAUUUGGAAUUGCCGGACAUCCUGUUGAUGGAGGAAAUGCGUCAGCGGUGUUCUACACCUUUCAUCAAUUCAUGAAUUUUGAAUGCAUACUAAUGUCGGGUGGAUGCUUUGUAAGGGGCG
Molecule: messenger RNA, 829 nt
Organism: Dermacentor albipictus
Lineage: Eukaryota; Metazoa; Arthropoda; Arachnida; Ixodida; Ixodidae
Product: THAP domain-containing protein 2-like
Source: RefSeq, a predicted model, not a curated record